This is a messenger RNA of Ahaetulla prasina, 1424 nucleotides long. It is a transcript of the gene RBFOX3, whose product is annotated as RNA binding fox-1 homolog 3. Bases 221 to 1345 code for a protein of 374 amino acids. Gene Ontology annotation, cellular component: nucleus; cytoplasm. Gene Ontology annotation, biological process: nervous system development; regulation of alternative mRNA splicing, via spliceosome. The transcript has 12 exons. NCBI's taxonomy places the organism in Eukaryota, Metazoa, Chordata, Lepidosauria, Squamata, Colubridae. The record is from RefSeq and is a predicted model, not a curated record. Gene Ontology annotation, molecular function: mRNA binding.
CAGCCGCUUCGUCUAAUGGCACCGACUCUCAGCCGGCACGCUGCUCCUUCGCUGUUUGAGCCGAGGACACAGAAGGCAGCUCCUCUCAUGGAGCCCUCUUAAAUAGCUCCACACGAGGGAGCUGCCAAAGGGGGGCGAAAACGGAGAAAAAGCAAGUACUGUGAAGAGAAGAAGCAGAAGGAGCUGCCAACAUCGCCGCUCCUGGGUUUGCUGGCGACCCAUGCUCUGCUCGAUGGCUAACUCAGGCUGCCUCCUGGUCUCCAACUCAGCCUUGCUCCCGCACUCUCUCCCUUGCCCCCCAGCCUUCCUCUACCUCCAGCAGGGUAAUCAGGACGCCACGGCUCCGCCUGACGCAAUGGCUCAGCCCUAUCCCCCGGCAACAUAUCCACCCCCACCACAGAAUGGUAUCCCUCCAGAGUAUGUUCCUCCACCACCACACCCGCAUCCAGCACAGGACUAUUCGGGGCAGAGCACAGUACCCGAGCAUGCCUUGACGCUCUACACCCCAGCACAGAGCCACUCCGAACAGCCGGGCACUGAUGCCAGCACGCAGUCCAUAGCAGGCACACAAACGGUACCGCAGACAGAUGAAGCAGCGCAGACAGACAGACAGACACUACACCUACCAGAGAAUGGUUCUGACAAACAGCAGCCGAAGCGGCUACACGUUUCCAACAUCCCUUUCCGCUUCCGGGACCCUGAUCUGCGGCAAAUGUUUGGGCAAUUUGGAAAGAUCCUGGAUGUUGAGAUCAUUUUCAAUGAGCGUGGUUCCAAGGGUUUUGGGUUUGUAACUUUUGAAACUAGUGCAGAUGCCGAUCGGGCACGGGAGAAGCUGAACGGCACCAUCGUAGAGGGACGCAAAAUUGAGGUCAACAAUGCCACCGCACGGGUCAUGACAAACAAAAAGGCAGCUAAUCCCUACACAAACGGCUGGAAGCUGAACCCUGUAGUGGGCGCCGUCUAUGGCCCUGAAUUCUAUGCAGUGACCGGUUUUCCAUAUCCAGCCACAGGAACCGCAGUAGCGUACAGGGGAACGCACUUAAGGGGCCGAGGACGCACAGUCUACAACACGUUCCGAGCAGCUCCCCCACCUCCACCCAUCCCCACUUACGGAGCAGUGGUUUACCAGGACGGAUUCUAUGGUGCUGAAAUUUAUGGGGGCUAUGCGGCCUACAGAUACGCCCAGCCUGCGGCAGCGGCAGCAACAGCUUACAGCGACAGUUACGGCAGAGUUUAUGCAGCUGCAGACCCUUACCACCACACUAUUGGCCCUGCUGCCACCUACAGCAUCGGCACCAUGGCUAGUCUAUACCGAGGAGGGUACAGCCGCUUCACUCCCUACUAGCAAGACAGACCCAGACCCUCCUCACAGUAGUAACACUGACUGCUCCUUAGAAAUCCAACCAAAACCCCGUGGACAUGGG